Molecule: messenger RNA, 804 nt
Organism: Penicillium canescens
Lineage: Eukaryota; Fungi; Ascomycota; Eurotiomycetes; Eurotiales; Aspergillaceae
Product: glycerophosphodiester phosphodiesterase
Exons: 1
Coding region: 1-804 (267 amino acids)
Biological process (GO): lipid metabolic process
Molecular function (GO): phosphoric diester hydrolase activity
Source: RefSeq, a predicted model, not a curated record
AUGAAUACACUCAGAACGACACCCCAGUCGACCCGGAUCGCCGGACAUCGAGGCCACAGUGCUGGCGCGCCGGAGAACACCCUAGCCGCGUUCCGGAAGGCACGUGAAUUUGGUGGCCAAGGAGUCACCUGCGAGACUGACCUCGCCUUGACUAGCGACGGCGAGUUGAUCCUUAUUCACGAUGAUACCGUGGAUCGCACCACCAAUGGCCAGGGUCUUGUUCAAAACAUGACCUAUGCGGAGAUCGCUCAGCUCGAUGCGGGUGCAUGGUUCGACAAAUCAUUUGCUGGAGAACGAGUUCCCCAGCUCGCGGAUGCCUUGCAUCUUGCGCGCGAACUUGGCAUCAUAUACCAGCUUGAGCUGAAAAUCUACGACAAAGACGACGUGAUAUUUCCGAAGCUGAGGGCUCUGAUUGACGAGCUCCAAUGUGCCGACCUUCUACAAUUCUCUUCCUUCGACUUCGUUCAGCUGCGGGCGGUCAAGAAGGCUAUCCCAGAGGUCCCCACGGUGGGCAUUUCGCAUUCUCGAUUGAUUGACCCGGCUGCUCUGGCGCGAGAAGCAAAAGUGGACGCCAUCAAUAUUGAGAUACAACAUUUCCCGAGUGGCGAAGCUCAACAACUCCACAAAGAGGGCUUUGCCGUUUUCCUGCAUGUUCCACGCCCGGAGCCUUUGGAGAAACUCAAGUCUUAUGGUGUGGAUGUGGAAGCUCAGGUAGUCACUUGGAUCCUAGAAGGCCAGAUGGAUCAAAUUAUUAGUGAUGACGUCGCACAGAUGGCCAGAAUCAUGAGGGUCGCUCGUGGGUAG